UUACACAAGUUUGGCGCGCUGCUUCAAAACAGACCGCGGGAGAAACUGAGGAGAUUUGCUGCUUAGUUAUUUGUUGGGAUAUUUUUAAGAAAGAAAUCAAAAACUACUUUGGAGUUCACAAGGCUGAAAAAAGAAAGUUGAAUUUAUCGUGUCAGGCGUUUUGACGAUGUUAUCCCGAAAAAGAAAACAUGGUUCUCCUGAUGUUGAGAGUAACCCAUCUAAGAAGCAAAUAAGAAGCCCAACUAAGUCUCCGAAAAGAUCAAGCCGUCAUAAAGAGAACAUCCCAAUCUCAUUGACAUCUCCAGAGAAGACUCAAGUCUCACCUCCCAGUACACCCAAAAAGAUGAAGAGGACCUCUACAUUAGAAAACGUACCAAAAAGGGUCUCUCCACGCAAAGCUGCUUUGGGAGCCGGAUCCUUUUACAGCAAGCAGAAACCUCUAUAUCUCACACCCCUUGAAAGGAAAGUGUUAAAAGAAACCAAAUCGCCACCAUCAGUCCCUAACAGAGAGCCACUGAGACCUCCUUCAUCUGCUGGAAAUCUUGUUAAAAAACCUAAAAGCAACGUUCAACCGAAAGCCAAAGUGAGUCGACCACAGUCUAACCUGAAAGGAUACUUCACUGCAAAACCCAAGGGACAAACUCCACCUGACAAGAAAGCAAAUCCAUCCGACGUCAUGGUGGAAAGCGUUCGUGCCCCUCUUACAGUUGGCAUUAUGAAGGCUAAAGUCAAACCCAAGCUUGUUGUGGGUGCGGCUUUUUUCAGCACUGGAAAGAAGCCCACGUCAAUGUUCAAAAAGUCUGCACAGAAGCUUAAAAAGCCAUCGAGCUACGAGAAGCCCAAGUCUACAAAAUCCUCAAAGAAGAAAGAUGAGGCGCGAGAGCAUUCCCCCGUUCGUCGAGUCGUCUUCUCGAAAAAACAGGUGGACUUGCCCAAAACGCCAACUAAAGACAUCAUCAGUGACGAUGCUGAGGACAGCGGUUCGACACCGGAGCCCACACAAUUGUCCCCUCGUGUCCUGGCAGAUUUGCAUGGCAUUACUAAAGAAUUAAAGGUGGUUCUGAGGAGAUCUGUUAGUCCCAACAAAUCCUCCUGCUCUGAAUCUGGUAGCCAGGACACGCCUGCAAUAAGUGAUUCAGUGUUUGAUGUGAACGAUCUAUCUCCACCAGAUCACAACAGCUCAAUGGAUGAAGAAGAAUCAUCUGUGUAUCCCAUCUUUGGCUCCAAAAGAUCACGGAAAAAAGGGGCUUUGUCACCACCGCUGAACAGCAGCACUCCAUCCACCCUGACUGCCACUUCUGCUGUCAAAGCCAAAGAAAGAAAAGCCAUGAAACGAGAUCUAAAGAAACAAACAGACAAUCAGCUUGUCAUUGAUGCUGGACAGAAGCAGUUUGGGGCGACUACGUGCGGAUCCUGUGGCAUGCUGUACAGUAUAGACAGUCCAGAGGACAAUUUCCAGCAUACACAGUUUCAUCAGCGCUUCCUGGACACUAUCAAGUUUGUGGGCUGGAAAAAAGAGAGAGUUGUGGCAGAGUUCUGGGAUGGGAAGAUUAUUCUUGUUCUUCCUGAUGAUCCGAAAUAUGCAGUUAAAAAGGCGGAGGAUGUGAGGCGUAUUGCAGACAGUGAAUUGGGCUUCCAGCAGGUGACCCUCAGUAGCCCCAGCUCAGCUAAAACCUUUUUGUUUAUUAACAGUGACAGAAUGGUGGUGGGCUGUUUAGUGGCUGAGAAUAUUAGACAGGCUUAUCGGGUACUGGAUCAACCACUGGCUCCCAAAGACAUGAACAAGGAGGACUUUAUGGAGCAUCACAGAGCCUGGUGCUGCUCCACUGUGCCGGAAAAAGCCAUUUGUGGUGUCAGCCGGGUCUGGGUCUUCAGUCUGAUGAGAAGAAAGGGGAUCGCAACUCGCCUUCUGGACACUGUCAGGACUUCUUUCAUGUAUGGGUGUCACUUGACCAAAGAGGAAAUCGCAUUUUCUGACCCUACACCUGAAGGAAAGCUGUUCGCCACAAAGUACUGCGAGACUCCAACAUUUCUGGUGUAUAACUUUGUCAGUUAAAGAAACAUGUUUAGGUUUGAGUUGAGGAUAUUUUUAAUCCAUAAAAGAAUAUUGUGUUAGAUGUUCAAAUGAAGCCUGAUAAGAUGAAAAUCCACUGCAGCUUUGUAUCUGAAGAUCCGUUACACUUAUAGAGGCUAUGGUUUUUUGCUGAGUUUUGUUUUUAAGCAACUAUAUACAGUAGCAAAUGCUGGCUGUAGUUACUAAUAACUAGGUUUGUGUUUUGGACAUUUGCUUGUUACUUCAGUAAUCAGCUGUUCAAAUUUGUCCUUUGUUCAAAUGUUAAACAAAUUCAGCUAAGCUGCUACUUGGUUUUGACUUUGUACAUAUUUAAAAUAAAUGUUUUUAAUUUUCUUUUAAUUCUGUAAGUUUUGUACUUGAUUCAUUGCAAACAGUGAUGGAUGUAAUGAAUGUAUUUAAUUCUUUUCUGAGCAGUUGAUACAUACCCAUACAUUUUUAAACAAAAAUAUACAAAUGACUAAACUGUGGUUAGAUGUCAUUCUUUUAGUCCAGUGAACAUUUCACAUGUCGGUUUAUCUAAAGCCAGAUAGGAAGCAAAAAAUUAUUGCAUGUUCAUUGUUUUUUUUUGUGUUUGUGUGGUAUGUGGGGCAUGUUGUCACCAAAGUACCUGCAGAAUCUAUACAGUUUAACAAUAAUAAAACAGAAAAGUGUUUAAAA
Molecule: messenger RNA, 2731 nt
Organism: Misgurnus anguillicaudatus (oriental weatherfish)
Lineage: Eukaryota; Metazoa; Chordata; Actinopteri; Cypriniformes; Cobitidae
Gene: esco2
Product: establishment of sister chromatid cohesion N-acetyltransferase 2
Biological process (GO): mitotic sister chromatid cohesion
Cellular component (GO): chromatin; nucleus
Molecular function (GO): protein-lysine-acetyltransferase activity
Source: RefSeq, a predicted model, not a curated record